ACGGACGAAUUCGAGAACGGUAUCAUUCACAUCCCAGUCCCAAGACAAGAAUGAAAGCCUUCGCGUGCAUUUUGGUAGCCCUGUGCGUCAGCGGCAUUAGCUGUGGAGAGUCUUCUACUAAGGAGAAGAGAUCCAUCUUUCAUCAUGGAGGAAUUGGCGGUUACAGCAGCUACGGCAGCGGAGUUUACGGUUUGGGAGGUUAUGGAGGUAGUUACGACAGCGGAUUAGUCGGUGGAUACAGCAGCGGUUUCGGAGGUGGAUAUGGAAGCCUCGGUUUUGGAAGCGGUAUUGGCGCCGGUUUCGGAAGUGGUAUUGGUGGUGCUGUUGUUACUGUGACCAAGAAUGUUGCCGUUCCAGUACCACAACCCUUCCCAGUUACCGUCACCAAGGCAGUACCAGUUCCAUUUGCCGUUAAGGUACCAGUCCACAUCCCGAAACCAUACCCAGUUGCUGUCCCACACCCAGUCCCAGUCAAGGUACCAGUCGUCGUUAAAGUGCCCCAUGCCGUCCCAUACCCAGUCAGUGUACCAAAACCAUACCCAGUUGAAGUAAUCAGGAAUGUACCAGUCUCUGUACCAACCCCAGUCGUAGUACCCGUCCACACCCACUCUCACACCACCAGCGGAAUCAGUGCUGGUAUCGGAGGUGUCGGAAUCGGUUCUGGAAUUAUUGGACACGGUGGAAUCGUUGGAGGAAGCAUCGGUGGAAUCAGCGGAGGAUAUUACGGAUCCGAUUUGAACAACUACGGCUCAGGAUGGUAAACAUUCCGAUAAAAAGAUCCAUUUAUAUAUGCUGCACAAGUUCAAA
This is a messenger RNA of Nicrophorus vespilloides, 807 nucleotides long. RefSeq names its product shematrin-like protein 2. Lineage: Eukaryota; Metazoa; Arthropoda; Insecta; Coleoptera; Silphidae. Bases 51 to 761 code for a protein of 236 amino acids. The transcript has 2 exons. The record is from RefSeq and is a predicted model, not a curated record.